Molecule: messenger RNA, 4806 nt
Organism: Scaptodrosophila lebanonensis
Lineage: Eukaryota; Metazoa; Arthropoda; Insecta; Diptera; Drosophilidae
Gene: l(3)mbt
Exons: 4
Coding region: 178-4584 (1468 amino acids)
Biological process (GO): regulation of DNA-templated transcription
Cellular component (GO): nucleus
Molecular function (GO): sequence-specific DNA binding; zinc ion binding
Source: RefSeq, a predicted model, not a curated record
AAUACUAUUCCAUGCGAAACUGUAUGGUAGUGUACAAAACGCGGCGCAACGUAUGAAUUAAUGAAUUGAGCAGUUGAAAAGUGUGAGACGCGUCGCGACGAGUAAACUUUGAAAACGAAAGUGCAAAAACAAUUUAAAUUUUUAGCCCAAUAUUAACUCUAUUGUGUGAAAAUAAAUAUGCUGCCCGCCAACAUUGGCGCAGCGGAACAUAAUCAUACAAAAAUGGAAAUACAGAUGUCACCAUCAGUGAGUGUGAAACCGUCUCCGUCUCCUGUUGGUAGCGUGACUAGUGUAAAAACAUCAAAACCCAUGCCUGUGCGUUAUUUACCAAUUGCUGCAAUGCCCACCAAGCCAUGCCAUCUUACAGUAAAUAAUAACAAUAUUAAUAACAACAACAGCCACACUAUGGCCCCCAAAGGCAAUUUGCAGCCAAUUAAUGUUGUACAAACCAAUCACCAUAUCAGCCAAACGGCAUCCUCAGCUGCAGCGUCCAGUCCCUUCAUUCAAUUGACCCCCAACCCCAAUGGUUCAACCACGUUAGCUAUAUUGCCAGUGCCAGUCAAUGCCAAAGCUGGCAAUCCGCAGCCAGCCGUGAUGAUACUGCCUGCUCAUGCACAGAAUGGCGUCUCUGUCUCCAGCAAUACACCUAUCAACAGCACCAAGAUGGCGAGCCCAGUAGGAAUCACUGGAACGACACCGCAACCACAGACGGCGGUGUCGUCGACGACGACAACGACGACGACGUCAACGAUCCCGAAGGUAUUGCCCAACAUCACUGCACUGGUCUCCAUUGCUGGCAAAUCGGUUUCAGUGCCACUGAAACCCUCGGUAACACUAAGCAAAUCGGCUGUCGAGCAAAUACGGUUUCGUCUUGGCCACAUGAAUGCUACCAAAUGUGGACAGGUCCAGAAUUCCGCUGGGGGUUCCGUCAUUUUGGCCAAGGCACUCAAUGGCAAUAAGAAGAACCUAUGCAAUGGCAAUAAACCUGUAUCGAGGCCAGGCACACCCACUGAGAAUAGUGAAAAAUCAAAGCCAAAAGCACAGGAUCAGUGUCAGUCGAAGCAUCAACAGCACGUAAUGACCAAAGUGCAAAAACCCUUUGUUGCCGUCACCCCAAAACCCCCUCCAAGCAUUGCCACAGCCAGCAAAUUGAGUCCUGCACCAACCAAAACAACAACUGGCAUCAAACAAGUGAAAACUCAAGUAUCUGACACAAUAACAGCGGCAUCAACGUCAGUUCCGGCUCCAGCCCCAGUUUUACAAGCAGCACAACAGGAUGAUUUGAUGGCGACUGUUCAAAAUGUGGCAAUUCCGAGCGCCGUCAUUACACGGCCAGUUCCAAGUCCGCCAACUCCUAUUCAAAUUGUAUCAGAAGCAGCCGGAGGCAAUCGCACACAGCGUUCUAAAUCCUUGGCAGGUAACCGAACAAAUGUAUUGGAGCAGGGUACACCAGGACGUAGACAUUCGGUGAAUGUAAUGGCCAAAAUUGUAGCAGGACGCUCAGAACAGCAAAAAACAAUUGAAACCAUUACUAUAGAAGACGACACCGAUGAAGAGGACGUAUCACCUGAGCCACAACCAGUGGAAGCUGCUCAACCCAUAACAACAACAACAGCAACAUCACAAAAUGAAGACGUAUUAAAUGCAUUAAAAAGCAGUCCAGCUGCGAGCGAAAAGGAUGUGGAUAGCGAUGCAGAUAGCAGCGAUGUGGAGGAAGUUUUUGUGCCAUCUCCAAAGCCCGUAGAGUCUGCUGAUGUCAACAGACCUACUGGCCAACAGCAGCAGCAAUCACAGCAGAAUGUUCCAACAAUGCCAGCCAUUAACAUUGUUAAGGCCGAAACGCUGCCUGUGUCUACGGAGGACUUUGAAAAGUCGCUGAAAUGUGACGAGCAGGUGAUCAUCUCUUCACCCUCAUCGGCUUCUACCUCGUCGAGCUCAAUCAGUGGUAACACCUCCAAGACAUCUGCUCCAACUAUACAGCUGGCUCCAUUUGCACGGCUUGCUCAGCAACCGAAUGAAAACAUGCUAUUGUCAAAAGCGGAAGCACCCACGAACGAAAAGCGCAUCCCGCCCAGUAAAAGGUUUCACAGCUUGAAGCGCAGUAUGCAGAUGUAUUUCAACAUGGUUCAGUGGUGUAAUAAUGAACCCGCCAGCAUGCAGAACUCUAAGCUGCGCUUUGAUCUCAAUCACUUCAAUUUGCUGCAGUUAAGCGAGCGGUGUGAGCCGCGCCAGGGACCGGCCAGUUACUUCGAGAUGGCACUUUUUGAUCGUCCCGUCCGUAGACCGAAGAAAAACACGCACCCUUUGCUCGAUCUCUGUAUACGAUGCAAUGGUCAUGGCCCAGCUACCGAUUUCCUGGCACCACGUUUCUGUUCCAUCAACUGCGUCAAACGAGCUCAAAAACGUCGAGCAUUUAAACGCCGCAAUCCUGUCGUUUCACAGGAGUCUGCACCUGGCAAAAUGCCCCGCCAGUCUAUCGAUGCACGAAGCACAAGCACCGGCACUAAGAAACCUUUUCGUUGGAGCGACUAUUUGAUGAUGAAGGGCAAUAGCAAUGCCGCCCCAAUACACCUAUUUCUAAAUCCGUUCCCUAUCAGUCCGAAUUGCUUUGAAAUUGGCAUGAAACUGGAAGCUAUUGAUCCGGAGAAUUGUUCGCUCUUUUGCGUCUGCACCAUUGUCGAAGUGCGUGGCUAUCGUUUGAAAUUGAACUUCGAUGGUUAUUCCGCCAUGUACGAUUUCUGGGUGAACGCAGAUUCCAUGGACAUUUUCCCCCCUGGUUGGUGUGAGCGCACAAAUCGCGUACUGCAGCCUCCCAAGGGCUAUAACGCGGGCCGCUUCAAUUGGUAUCGGUACCUGGUGAAGACGAACAAAAAGGCGGCACCACGUUCGCUCUUUACGCACCUGAAUGCAUCGUCACCACCCUGCAUUAAUGGCUUCGAGGUGGGCAUGCAUAUUGAGGCCGAGGAUCUCAAUGAUACGGGUAAAAUUUGUGUGGCCACGGUGGCUGACAUCAUUGGAGAACGCAUACGCGUACAUUUUGAUGGCUGGGAUGAUUGUUAUGACUUUUGGGCACAUGUAAGCUCGCCGUACAUACAUCCCUGCGAUUGGCAUCAGGGUCGGCAGCAACUAAUAGUGCCUCCAGAUUUCCAUAAGUCAGUCUUCAAUUGGGUCGAUUAUAUACGGGAUAUGGGAGGCGUUGCUGCACCCUCAGAGCUCUUUACUCCCCGCGAGCCAAUGGAAUUUCAUUCGCAGAUGAAGCUUGAGGUCGUUGAUCAGCGCAAUCCAUGCCUCAUUCGCCCAGCGACAGUCGUCACGCGCAAAGGCUAUCGUGUGCAGCUACAUUUGGACUGCUGGCCAGCGGAGUACUAUUUUUGGCUAGAGGAUGAUAGUCCUGAUUUGCACCCGGUUGGCUGGUGUGAGGCUACUUCGCAUGAAUUGGAACCACCGCCUGGUUAUUUGCAGCGCCCGCCCCAAAUGCCCUGUGAUGUUGAAGGUUGUCGAGGCUUUGGAAAUGCCAAACGUUUCAAUCUAAAUGUACACGCUCUACGUGAUUGUUGUCCCUAUGCCCCGGAGAAUUGGCGCCAAUGGCGCUCUAAAACAGUGAAACCGCCGCGCGUAUCUAGUUUCCAGAUAAUCCGUGAGUUGCCACCUUCCGAAAGCGAACACCCAACACCAUUGUCAAUGACAAUGUCAAAUACUUUGAAGGUGGAGAGCUCGAAAAGGAAACUAUCAUCUGGUUCGAAAAAAUCCUCAGAAUAUACAGCACCGAAAUCUGUAAGACUUUCGCCCAUGCGAAUAAUGGAAGAGUCGCCAAUAAAAUUUGAAAGGGAAACAAAGCAUGCUGCGAAAAUAGAAAAGCCAUCAGUAAACGAAAACCAUGAAGCGCCAGCUGAAGUGGUCACCAGUGGUAUCAAACUGGAACCAAAUGUUGAGCAGCAAACUUCUGUAGAUACGGACCCAGCUAAAAAUGUUGACCUUGUUAGUCUGGACAUUGCCAAAACUAUUGUGGAAGACUAUGGACCACAAUAUAUAAGAAACUAUCGUUUGUGGCAAACGAACGGAGAUUUUAAAAUCGAUGAGAUCAAAACUAACCCAUUACACUGGACAAAUUGGGAUGUGUACGAAUAUAUCGAACGGUCGCUGCACUCUGAAGACAUCGCCAAAGUACUUCUCGAUGAGGAUGUCGAUGGAAGAGCUCUUCUUUUGUUGCGCCGCGAUGAUCUCUCCAGAUACUUAAAAUUGAAAGUGGGCCCGGCUGUUAAACUAUUCUCGACAAUUGUCAAUUUGCGUAUUGCGGCCGUGUGCAAAUUUGAAACAAGCAAAACCGGUCUAGACAUUAGUCUUGUCCGUCUGGAAGAUUACAGGAAUCAACAAAACAGCCCAUUCGAGCAUGAGAGAAUUAAAACCGAAAUUGGUCAUAUGGAUGAAGAAAAUGCAAAUAAUAUUGUAGAAGAUAGAGAAGAGGAUGUUGUCUUGGACAACGACGAUUUCUUAAGUGUAAAGCCAUCUACUAGCAUUGCCAAUCAUAAAAAGAAUUUCACUGACGGUCUAGAUAAUGAGGAAGCCGAAACAAGAGCAUCCUAGGAAUUCUGAUGUAUAAAACUCUUGCGAUUUAGGUUUUUCUAUAUACAUAUAUAAGAAUAUUAUACAUACACACUUACAUUAUUAUUAUCAUGGAUUUCUACUUUAUUUACCUAUUUUCUAAGCUUUGUUGCGCCCCUAUGUUUCAUUCUACCAAUAUUGGGUAUUAUUUUUAUUUACAUUUAAGCGAAUUUAUCUACUUAUAGUGUGUAUAUGCGUUUUUGA